Molecule: messenger RNA, 2685 nt
Organism: Botrytis cinerea B05.10
Lineage: Eukaryota; Fungi; Ascomycota; Leotiomycetes; Helotiales; Sclerotiniaceae
Exons: 3
Coding region: 452-2242 (596 amino acids)
Biological process (GO): transmembrane transport
Cellular component (GO): membrane
Molecular function (GO): transmembrane transporter activity
Source: RefSeq, a predicted model, not a curated record
GGUAACUUCGGGUUCCUUCCUUUUGUUCUCGAACUUCACUCUUUGAUUCAGCAAGGAACAGAGUUCGAGACCUGAAGAAUAACUAUUUGAUUGACAACCGUGCGAAGAACCUUAAAAGAAGUUCUCGUGGAUUAUCUCCUCUAUCAGUCUACCUAUCACCCAACGCGCACAAACAGAGCCAGGCCUGCCCACUUUUCUGCUUAACUAUCUUCCUAUCUUGGGCAAGCUGGAUUAGAUGAUAAGCUUGGGUUUGCUUCACUCUCAUUUCUAAUCAAUUAGUGAUUCCUUUUGGUAUAUAACAUAGAUUCUCCUCCUCCGGUCUCUGCCAGUAUUUCCAUUACUGGCACGAGAAAUUACUGUGAACAAAUACUCUAACCUGGCUGCGCCGACGUCAUUGUAACUCAAUGCCACAAUCGAACUUAUACUGACCGAGUGGCGAUACAACGAUAAGAUGACGAUGAGAAUGGAGAACGAACAUGCAGACCAACGGCCGGAGGAGCCAAUGACCAUUUGGGGCGCGAUGACUGCUUUGAGGAGGCACACGAGAGUUCGCAAAUCGAUUUUAACACCGGAGUCUGAGACGGCUCCAUUACUGGGCAAUGAGAGGGCACAAGAGGGGCAAAGACAUGGAGGAAAUGAGGAGACAUCAUGGGAGGGGCAUGGGGAUUUUGCGGGGCUAACAUGGUGGCAUAAACCAUCUGUAUACUGGCUCAUAUUUCCGUUCUUCCUGCUGGCUCUCGCAGUAGGUGGAAUCAUCGUACCGAAACUCAAUCUCAUCCUCGCCCUCGUAUGUCGAUCGUAUCUCGCAGAGAGAUCUUCUCAGGAUCCAAACUUCCUUUUCGCUCCUGUGUUACUCGGAUCCGAUAAUCCUCAAUGCAGAAUUCCUGAAGUACAAUCGCUGGUCACUAAGUUUAUGUUAGCUAUCACGGUCAUUACAGGAAUAUUCAGCGCCAUUAUGUCCCCAGUGCUUGGGGCUUGGUCUGAUCGACAUGGAAGAAAGAAGAUUCUGGUGAUUUCAAGCAUAGGUAGUUUCCUGACAGAAAUUGUUACCAUUCUUGCUGGGAAAUAUCCAGAUGUUGUUUCAUACAAGUGGCUGCUUGCCGGUGCCAUAUUUGACGGCCUCUGUGGUUCUUUCAUUGCGGGAAUGGCACUCACUCAUGCAUAUGCAGCAGACUGCACUGCUCCCCCUAAAAGGGCGGUAGCUUUUGCCUAUUUUCACGCCUGUUUGUUUUCUGGAAUCGCAUUUGGUCCUCUGCUUGCUGCAGCAUUACUUCGCUUAACCGAUAGCUUGCUCACGGUAUUCUAUGUAGCUCUCGGCAUACAUACCUUCUUUAUUCUUUUCUUACUCUUGGUAGUACCUGAAUCACUCACUCAAAAACGUCAACAAAUUGCUCGUGAAAAACAUGCCGUUGAAGCUCUGCUCACAGCCAACCAAACCUGGUUGGGAAAACUGACAAGAAAAAAUCCUCUUGCAACUCUCAAAGUUUUGUGGCCCACUGGUGACGGAAACACCAAACACGUCCGCGCAAAUCUUGUUCUACUUGCAACUGUCGAUACUAUUAUCUUUGGCGUUGCCAUGGGGGUCAUGACCGUCAUCAUUUAUUACUCAGGCUAUCAAUUUGGAUGGAAGACUUCUGAGACAAGUCUGUACAUGUCAGUGGUCAACAGUACUCGAGUUUUUACGCUUGUCGUUAUCCUCCCUAUUUUCAAUUACCUCGUCAGGACGAUACCUCGAAGAAGACAGCGCAGAGAGUCAGGGCUCGUCGUUCCAGAAAAUCAUUCUGGUGCUGAUUCAACUGAUCUUAUUGUUAUUCGACUUUCUAUUCUCUUUGAAAUUAUUGGAUAUUUAGGAUUCACAGUAGCCCGUAGUGGCCCGCUUUUUGUGGUAUCUGGAAUCAUGGCUUCAAUGGGUGGUGUAGGUUCUCCAACAUUACAAUCGGCAUUAACCAAGCACGUACCCCACGAUCAAAUAGGACAACUCUUAGGUGCUACAGGUUUAUUACAUGCUUUAGCGAGAGUUGUUUGCCCUACAAUCUUCAAUCUAAUUUACGCUCAAACUGUUGGUACCUAUCCACAGACAGUCUUUCUAGUCUUGACGGCAUGUUUUGUGUUGGGUUUUACUUUCAGUUGGUUUAUUCGACCUAAUGUUUCUCUUGAACUCCAAACUCCGAAACGACCAAGCUCACCAGAAAUUAUGGAUAGUGUAGAUGUUCGCAAUGACGAACAAGUUGUUGGUGUUUAAUUUAUUCUUCUUCUUCUUGUCUCAAGUACAUAUUGUAUAACAGACGUUUAUUGGUACAUACUUUGAGUUGCGCAUGAGAUACCUCGUGGUUGGAUACACGAUUUUCUUUUGUAAAGGGUGGUUUUGCAUGCUGGCGUUGGGGGUUAAGAUGGUUGACAGCACACGUAGCGACGGAUGCGCGUAUUGAUAUUUGGAUUGGAGUAUAGUACAAUCACGUAUACUCGAGCGAUUAUUUUUUGGUGGAUUUUUCAUAUUCAGUUUGCGUGAGCCACAGUAUGUGGCAUGAUAGAGGUGCAUAGCAAGAUAACAGACAAGUAGUUGAAUGAAGGCCGACGGGCUUUGCGGUUCUUAUAUUGGUGUUCAGAGAUUCGUAGGAUACACACACACACACACAUACACACAUGUAUGAUAUUUACUUCAAAUCUAAUCCAAUUUUGGUCGCA